Messenger RNA from Blastomyces gilchristii SLH14081, 2943 nucleotides. RefSeq lists its product as hypothetical. Lineage: Eukaryota; Fungi; Ascomycota; Eurotiomycetes; Onygenales; Ajellomycetaceae. The record is from RefSeq and is a predicted model, not a curated record. The transcript is spliced from 2 exons. Bases 2510 to 2881 code for a protein of 123 amino acids.
ACGACGACGACCAACGAACAAAUCAAGAAUAAGUGGAACAGCGGACAGCAGAGCAGCAACAGUCUAAUAAUUUACUGCUACUAACGCAACGACCACCUCCAGAGAAUAAAUGAACGGCCUGGGGUAAAUUAGAGAUGGGGAAAAAAGUACACCAAGUAUUAUUAUAUAUAACCCAGCUCUCUUCUCUGUCUGCGGGAUCAGAAAGGAGGAGGGAAAAACGAGUGUGUGCAGAGAGAUCCAGCAAGUGAGCAGAAAGGGGAGAUGGAUGGUUCUGGUUGAGAACUACUUCUUACUAUGUCCCUGAUGCUGAUGCUGAAUUGACUCUGCCGGGCCGCCAGGCAUACAUACAUACGCAAGGCCACCCACCGGGACUGGCUGGAACUACUUCCACUACGAUUGAGCUUGGACACAACACAAAACAGAGACCUCUUUUUUUCUUUCUCUCUGCUAAAUCCGAACGGACGGGACAAGGAAGGCCAAACUUGGGCUGGGCGGUGGCAAACCGGUUGCAAGGUAGGCGGCUCGAGGAAGCACAAAAAAAAAUCGUUGGACUUGGAACCAACAAAAAGUCAUGCUGUGGAGCGUCAUCUGUGUUCCGUGGGAUUUGAGAUCUCGAGGAAGUUUUGAAUUUAGAAGGAAAGGGGAAAAAAUAUUUAUUAUUAAUUUUAUGGUGAACGGACAGCCCAAUCGAACAAACUUGGCAUUAUUAUUAUAUACGCAGCGUAUGCCAUGCCUGUGGUUCUUCCAUCAGCAUUGGCAUCGCUUUACUUCAAGGAAUCCCGGAUGCCAGCCGAUUUCGCGGAAAUUUGAUCUGGCUUUGAUUCUUCUUCUUCUUCGUUGGUGCGAUUCUUGUCAUGUCAUACAUACUCCAAGAAUAUCAGGCAAUAUGCGCGUUGACAGUUGAAGUGUCGCCUGUCAACUAUGGGAGCUUUGACAUUCAGAACUAGCAAGGCAGAGUGACACACUGUCAACACGCUAUCUUCCCUAGCUUUUUCGCCGAUCAAGAAAGGAAAAAAAAAAAAAAAAAAAAAAAAACAUAUAACAAGAAAAGAAAAUCCUGACGCAUUUCGAGAACAGCACCGUCGCUGGUUGUCCUGAUCGUCGUCUGAGCCUCGUGUGUUUGUACUGCAACACCCCAUCCUGUUCGCCUUUUCCCUCUCUUUUAAGAGGCUCGACUAUUGUGGGCAAUUCAAGUCUUCAAUAUAAGGUCGUUGCAACAUUGUACAGGCACGGGUACAGGUACAUGUCUGUACAAUGACUGCUCCCACAAACGACUACUCUUGCACCGCUCAAAGGGAUGCUUUUUCAAUAGUCCGGCUAGUUUCUUUGAGUCCUGACGGAUAUUGUUCGCAAACCAUCGAAAUGGACUCCGCCAUACAACUUUAACUGUGCAACUUCGCAGCUGUACCAACCAUUCAUUUGGAAAUCCCCGUCAUAGUCAAUACUAAUGUCAUUGUUUCGUUCGGCUUUGUGGUGGGAUGUCUUUGUUUUUGUACUCACCAAUGGUCGCAGGGAUACUGAGCUGAGAUAGUCUGCCUGAUACAUACAUACGUGCCCACUUUCUGCGUGCGGGAAGGGCGAGGGUGUGGGCCUGCAAGGAAAAUCAGGGAGGAUUCAGGAUGGCUCAGUCCAGGACCAAAAAACUAACUAGCUUCAAACCUUUAGAUUUGAAGCUAGCCCGGAUAGUUGUUCCUUGAUUUUGAUGUUUUUGUUUACAGGGCGCACAGCCCACACUGGUCCCUCGCUCCAACCAACAAUCAUCAUCAUCAUAGCCGGCUUCAACGAAGCUAAGAAGAGCCUAAGACCGAGGCAGGCACAAGCGUGGCCAGUGUUGCGUCAGGAAUGCAGGCCAGGAAAAGAAAUUAUUAUAUAACUAUUAUUAAUUCUUAUUAUUUCCAGACGGGCUUUCCAAGUUUCCAUGUGUUUUUUCCGUCCCCGGUUGGCUGGCUCUCAGCUCACAGGGCUACAGCGUAGGAACCGGUGAACACUGAACAGACAAUAUUCGGCCUUAAGCGCUCCAUUUCGCCGCUAUUUAUCGCAAUGCCAACCAGACCCUAAAGGUACGGUACUUACUGUGCAAGUUGUAUUAUUAUUAUUAUUAUUAUUUAUUGUACUCCGCACACAGGGCUAGAAAACUCGCCACAAAGCGAAUCUAUGAUAUUCUGUACUCUGUAAUAAGUUAAUCUGUACCUCGCAGAGGCAAUCGCCCAAUCAAGCCUCAUUUUAUGUACGGAGUAUAUAUCAUCGAUACGCUUUUUCACAGGCUUUGCAGCCCAGGGCUCACAGAACUCUGUCCAGCGUGCAGGGAAAGCAAAAUGUCCUGACAUGGAAUGCUAUAUACCCAGUCUCCCUUUUCUGCUUGCAAGAAAUGAACCCUUGCACGGUAGGCCUUUGUUAGCAUCGUUAUCGAAGUACUGCAUAUAGUUAGUUACUCAACUCACUUGCUCCCACGACACCUCUACUAUUAGUUAAACCCACCCCCGUUUUGAAAUCAUUAAAAUGUCCUGACAUGAAAUGCUAUAUACCCAGUCUCCCUUUUCUGCUUGCAAGAAGUGAACCCUGCCAUUUGAAUUCUUCAAUACCAAGCUACAAAGACAACCAACCAAAUACCUUUCAUCUUCCGAAGCUUUUCCCCGUACUGUACUGUACUCGGACUCGGCUUCAUCGCCAAUUAACGGCGAUCUUCUGUUGGAUAACAAAACCCCCAAGCUACGUUCAAGUACAGUACAUGCAUAGUAGUUACGUCCUCCCUUCAACCCGCUCCUACUCAGUAACUGCAACUACUGUUCUUUUCCUUUCUUUUUUCUCGGAUCGUGACGGAAGUGGCACUUGCACUGUGGCUUGCCAGCAGCUACAGGCGCAAGGGGAAAUGUGGCGCUGACACUAGCAGCUAUGCAUGCUUUCUUUUUUUUUUUUCUUUUUUUCUUUUUUUUUUUUUUUUUC